This is a messenger RNA of Ananas comosus (pineapple), 1089 nucleotides long. The record is from the annotation of a RefSeq genome assembly. Lineage: Eukaryota; Viridiplantae; Streptophyta; Magnoliopsida; Poales; Bromeliaceae.
AUGAUAAUUGAUACGACAGAAGUACAAACUAUCAAUUCUUUUUCUACAUCGGAAUUUUUAAAAGAAGUGUAUGGACUAAUAUGGAUUGUACCCAUUUUGACCCUUAUAUUGGGAAUCACAAUAGGGGUACUAGUAAUUGUGUGGUUAGAAAGAGAAAUAUCUGCAGCGAUACAACAACGUAUUGGGCCUGAAUAUGCUGGCCCGUUGGGAAUUCUUCAAGCUAUAGCGGAUGGGACUAAACUACUUUUUAAAGAGGACCUCCUCCCAUCUCGAGGAGAUAUUCGUUUGUUUAGUGUGGGACCGUCUAUAGCGGUUAUAUCAAUUCUACUAAGUUAUUUAGUAAUUCCUUUUGGGUAUCGUCUUGUUUUAGCCGAUCUCAGUAUAGGUGUUUUUUUAUGGAUCGCCAUUUCCAGUAUUGCUCCUAUUGGGCUUCUUAUGUCAGGAUAUGGAUCGAAUAAUAAAUAUUCCUUUUUAGGUGGUCUACGAGCUGCUGCUCAAUCUAUUAGUUAUGAAAUACCAUUAACUCUAUGUGUGUUAUCAAUAUCUCUAUUAUCUAACAGUUCAAGUACAGUUGAUAUAGUUGAAGCACAGUCAAAAUAUGGUUUUUGGGGGUGGAAUCUGUGGCGUCAGCCUAUAGGAUUUAUUGUUUUUCUAAUUUCUUCUCUAGCCGAAUGUGAGAGAUUGCCCUUUGAUUUACCAGAAGCGGAGGAGGAAUUAGUAGCAGGUUAUCAAACCGAGUAUUCGGGUAUCAAAUACGGUUUAUUUUAUCUUGCUUCUUACCUAAAUUUAUUAGUUUCUUCAUUAUUUGUAACAGUUCUUUACUUAGGUGGGUGGAAUUUAUCUAUUCCGUAUAUAUCCAUUCCUGAGCUUUUCGGAAUAAAUAAAAUCGCUGGCAUUUUUGGAAUGACAAUGGGUAUCCUUAUUACAUUAAUUAAAGCUUAUUUGUUUCUCUUCAUUUCUAUCACAACAAGAUGGACUUUACCUAGGAUGAGAAUGGACCAGUUAUUAAAUCUUGGAUGGAAAUUUCUUUUACCUAUUUCUCUAGGUAAUCUGUUAUUAACAACUUCUUCCCAACUUGUUUCAUUAUAA